This is a messenger RNA of Daucus carota subsp. sativus, 1381 nucleotides long. RefSeq lists its product as uncharacterized. The transcript has 2 exons. The coding region runs from base 259 to 1233 and encodes 324 amino acids. The record is from RefSeq and is a predicted model, not a curated record. NCBI's taxonomy places the organism in Eukaryota, Viridiplantae, Streptophyta, Magnoliopsida, Apiales, Apiaceae.
AUCCAUUUUCUUGAAUACCUGUUCAUAUGUUCAAUAUUAGUUGUUAGUGUAACUUCUGUUGUUUCUAGUUUGCAGUUGACAAUACUAGCUUUUGCAUGAUUCACAUAAUCAAGGAACUCGAGGGUUGAGGAAGAACUCCAACUUAAUUCUAUAUUUUAAAUAUCGAAUCACAAAUUACAAUCAAGUGCAUAUUGAGGCUGGUUAUAAGAAGCCAACACAUAGCAUUCUUCUCAUUUACAAACCACAAGGAGUUCUGGAAUGUCUUGGCUUUCGAUAUUCCUCAUUCUGAGUUUGGCUUUAAGUAGUCAACUUUCCGGAGCCAGGAGUGUUACAGUCAAGAGACGGCGCUCAUUUGUGCUUGUUGUGGGCACUGUCUACUGUGAUACAUGUCUCCAGGGAAAAUUCUCCCACGCUAGUCACUUCAUUCCAGGCGCAUCAGUGGCUGUGGAAUGCGAUGCAACUGACUCAAAACCAAGCAUUUACAAGGAAGUGAGGACAAACAAGCAUGGAGAUUUCAGAGUAGAGCUACCCUUCUCAGUUGGAAAGCAUGUCAAGAAAAUCCUAGGAUGUUCUGUGAAAUUGAUCAAAAGCAGCCAUCCUUACUGUGCUGUGGCAGCAACCACAACUUCAUCUUCCUUCCAUCUCAAGUCAACAAGUCCAAGAACUCAAAUUUUCUCAGCAGGGGCUUUCACAUUCAAACCUGUAGCUCAGCCAGAACUAUGUAAACAAAAAUCAGAUGUUCAAAGCUCGAAUAACCUCAAUUCUGCUGAGACUUCCAAUUCUGGUCCUACAUUCCCAAACUCAUUUUUAGAUCCACAAACACCUGAAUUUCCUCCAGUAGAUGAUAUCGGCCAGUUUGCACCUACGCCAAAAUUGCCCAGCCUUCCUCCUUUGCCGCAGCUUCCACCUCUGCCAGGUCUUCCUGGCCUUCCAUUUCUUCCGCCUAUUAAUCCAGAACCUAGUGACUCUUCUAAAGGCUCAGAUGAUCAAGUAUCAAAUCAGAAGACCUUUACAUUCCCUCCAAAUCCAUUUCAUCCCCCAAUAAUUUUAAACCCCUAUCUGCAUCCACCUGGUGCCAUCAUUACUUCACCGCCAUCUUCUAUAUUUCCUUUUAUUCCUUCGCCUCCACCACCAGCAUUCUCACUCAUCCCUCCCUUCCCAUUUGAGCCAUUUGGCUUCCCAGGAACUCCACCACCAGUCCUUUCUUCUCUUUCAAAUAAAAUUAGUCCUUGAUGAUUAAUGGUUAAAUAUGUGGCCAUAAUUGAUAAAAGAGUUGCUUUUUCUAUUUAGUUCCCCAGCUCAACUCCAAAUUGUUAUAACAACUAUGUGUAUCAAGAAACUGAAGCAAUUGCAAGAAACAUAUACUGCAUCUUUUGAUAUG